CGACUAUUGCAUCACCAAGUGUUGAGCUAAAGCAGGAUACUCAACAACCACCAGGCUAUUUCAGGCUUAGGCACUCCUUUUCACAUCAGAUCUUGUCUUACCGAUUGACAAGGCUGCUCUGCUUGCUCUUCUUCAGACCACUUUACUUAACAGUGACCUAACUCACAAGUACCCCUCUUAGCCCUGCCCCGCAGUAGUUCGAGCCUGAGAGACCACCGCCAGGCCAGAGCAAAAACAGAGGGCUACCAUCAUGGAGGACCAGCUGGCUCAGCUGCUGGUCGACACCCAAUCCCCCCAAGAAGGGCCUAGGAAACGUGCUGAACUCGACCUUCUGCAUGCCCAGACGAACCCUGCCUUCCCAAUCGCCCUUGCAGACAUCGCUGCCCACUCCGCCGUCGCGACAGAAAUCCGCCAGGCCGCCUUGUCUUACCUCCGACGCCUCAUCGAGUUCAACUGGGGUGAGGAGGGCGAUGAAGAUGGCGAAGGGCCCCGUAUCCCCAUCCCCGAAUCCACCAAGGAUCAGCUGCGUCCCAAGCUGUUGGAUCUGGCGCUGCGCGACGAGUCCGACCGCAGGGUUAAGUCUGCUGCCAGUUAUGUAGUUGGCAAGAUCGCCAACAGCGACUUUCCCGACAAGUGGCCGACACUCCUCCCUACUCUCCUGAAAGUCAUCCCGACCGGCACCGACGCCCAGCUCUACGGUGCCCUUAAAGUCCUCAGCGACAUCGUCGACGAGAGCCUGACCGAAGACCAAUUCUUCUCCGCUGCCCGCCCCAUCAUCGAUGUCGUCUACAACGUCGCCCUCAGCGAUACUCGAAAGCCGACCCUUCGGGCCCUGGCCGUGCUCGUCUUCCGUGGCUGCUUCGAUCUUAUGGAUAUGGUCAAGGACGAUCAUCCUAAGGAGGUCAAGGGUUUCGCCGAUGAGGCCCUGAAGGGAUGGCUCCCAUUCUUCUCGCAGGUUCUUCAGGUUCAGCUGCCGCCGGUCUCUGAGGAACCCUCUGCGCGCGCGUACCGUAACGGCAUCAUCUCGUUCAAACUUCAGGUCGUGAAGACCCUGAUGAAGGUUAAGAGCGUCUUCCCAACCCUUCUGCUGCCGCAGAGCCUUGCCUUUUUCCAAGCGACGUGGCACGAGCUCUCCCUCCUACAAGACCAGUACCAGGAGCACUUCAUCGACACCACCGGCCAGGGACGACUAGAAGACUCGGAUGGUCUGCCAUAUACCCUCGACUUUUUGAUCCUGGAAGAGCUGGACUUCCUCAACCAGUGCAUGAGGGCCGCACCGGUUCAGAAGGAGCUCGAGGCGCAGCUCAAUGGACGGCCAGCCCAUGAGGCACCUUGGGUCAUAGACCUCAUGAAGUUGCUCGUUGCUUAUAGUCGCAUCACCUGCGAGGAAGAGGAGCUUUGGGACAUUGACGUGUCGCUAUACCUCGCCGAAGAGACCUCGGUGACGGCAAACUACACUGCACGAACCGCCUGUGGUGAUUUGCUGAUCAAGAUUGGGGAGUGGCUGCAUGGCAGGGCUUUGGAAGGUCUCUUCGCAUACACCCAAACACAAUUCACGGGUCAAAACGAUUGGCGCUCGCAAGAGGCAUGUCUGUAUCUGUUCAACAUGCUUCUCAGCGACUUCCAGGAUCGCUCCGAAGCUGUGCCACCAGAGGUUGCCCAGGCACACGUGGAGUUGAUCAACUAUGCCGCAGGUCAAGAGCAGCCUCUGCUCCGGGCUCGAGGCUUCAUUGUCGCCGGCACACUGUCCCAAGGUUUUGCGCCCGCCAAUACAUUACUCGACCGGACGAUUCAGUCCAUCGGCAGCGAUAGCUCUGAGCUCGUCCAGGUUGCCUGUAUCAAGAGCGUGGAGAGUUUCGUCACCUCUGGCAACGUGCCUGGCGACCGUCAAGCGCCCAUGCUCGUUGCUAUCAACAGCUUUCUUGACGGCAAGGAUAUGACUGAACUGGAAGAUGCUGAUGAUUUGCUGGUCACCCUCGCCGAGGCUCUCAGAGCUGUCAUCAGUAUCGACCCGCGCAUUACCAUCGCGUCAGAGAUCAAGUCGGUCGACUCGCUAUUCUUGAUCGCCAAACAUGGCGCUUCUAAUUUCCAAGUCACCUUCAUGGUCGUCGAGGCUUUUGAAGACCUUGUCUCGACCCUGUCGGAUCCGACAUCUUAUGCGGCCCUGUGCGCCAAGGUUCUGCCCACGAUCGCUGGCGCCUUCAAUGUCGCAGACAUGACCCAGGACGAUCCUCUGCUCACCUUGGCGUGCGAGCUCCUUGUACCGCUGGUGCAAAAUGGCUCUGAACCUCUUCCCGCUGGUUUUGUUGCGGCAACCCUCCCGAAACUGAAGAACCUGCUGCUUCAGUCUCCCGAGGGCGAAGUCUUGCGGCCAGGUGCAGAGGCCAUCAAGUACAUGCUCAUGCACGACCACCACCAGGUGCUCGGCUGGCAUGACGAGAACGGCCAGUCUGGAUUGGAGACCUGCCUCCUUAUCGUGGACCGCCUCCUUGGGCCCAACAUCGAGGAUAACGCCGCAUCAGAGGUCGGGGGGCUCGCAGCAGAGCUUGUGGAGAAGGCCGGACCGGAGCGUCUGGGACCUUACCUGGAGAAGCUCCUGCAAGCAGUUGCUAAUCGUCUCGCAACCGCAGAGGCUGCUGCUUUCAUCCAGUCCCUCAUCAGUGUCUUCGCGCGCUUGUCACUGGUCCAGGCCGGUGAUGUGGUCCAGUUCCUCAGCACUAUCGAUAUCAACGGCCAGAAUGGCUUGCAGGUUGUCAUGAGCAAGUGGCUAGAGAACUCUGUCAGUUUUGCGGGAUAUGAUGACAUCCGUCAGAAUGUUAUUGCCCUGUCGAAGCUCUACUCUCUCAACGACCAGCGCCUGGCCCAGAUACAAGUAAAGGGCGACAUGAUCAUUCAGCCGGGCAACGGGCGCAUCAUGACACGGUCGCGAGCCAAGCAAAACCCAGAUCAGUACAGCUCGAUCCCGGCGACUCUGAAGAUCCUUAAGGUGCUGAUCGAAGAGCUUCUGUCGGCCUCGGGCGUCCAGGGCGCAGCGAAUGCUGCCGCCGCCGCCGCCGCCGCCGAUUUUGCCGACGCAGACGAGGAUGACGGCGAUGAAGGCUGGGAAGAUGAGCCUGAUAUGGUGAACCCUUCACAUGCAGCUCUGAUGUCGAUGCUGGACAGCGGUGGCAACCGUACGCGCGACGACGAGACCCAGCAGUAUCUGUCUGAAUUCUUUGUGCGAGCCGCACAAGACAACAUCGCAGACUUCCAGCACUGGUACGCACUGCUCACGGAGGACGAGCACAAGAAGCUGAAUGAGCUGGCCAGCAGCUCCUGAGAGGAUGCCCUGGCCCCUUCUUGGGCCAGGGGACUCGAUUCAACACGCUGGUUGAAGGAAGUUCCACAGCAUUUUUCCUGCGGCACGCACGUCGGAGAGGCUUGGCUCUGGACGACGAUACGAUGAAUUUUCCGACCACAAUAGUAGUAGAAGCAGUUGGCCUUUUGUUUCUUUUCACCCUGUCGAUACCUAUACUACAUGCACACACAGAGUUGGAUUGUCUGGGGCGGACGACGGUGUAGGGUCAGAACCUAUACAUGCUCCCCACACGUCCAACAAUCUGAUUUACACACACACACACACACACACAUAUAUAUAUAUAUAUAUAUAUGAGGAACAAGCAAAUUUGGCCUUUGUUUCCCACAGAGGGUAACAAAGUAGAUAGACCUUUCAACAACCCCGACGAUCAUAUGACUACUCGCCAUUUUCGUAUAUGUUGCGAACGUUGAAGGCAUGUCAUUUCACCU
Molecule: messenger RNA, 3786 nt
Organism: Cryphonectria parasitica EP155
Lineage: Eukaryota; Fungi; Ascomycota; Sordariomycetes; Diaporthales; Cryphonectriaceae
Product: ARM repeat-containing protein
Exons: 4
Coding region: 251-3319 (1022 amino acids)
Biological process (GO): protein import into nucleus
Cellular component (GO): cytosol; nuclear envelope
Molecular function (GO): small GTPase binding
Source: RefSeq, a predicted model, not a curated record